Molecule: messenger RNA, 3380 nt
Organism: Dromaius novaehollandiae (emu)
Lineage: Eukaryota; Metazoa; Chordata; Aves; Casuariiformes; Dromaiidae
Gene: MPLKIP
Product: M-phase specific PLK1 interacting protein
Exons: 2
Coding region: 123-683 (186 amino acids)
Cellular component (GO): midbody; nucleus; centrosome
Source: RefSeq, a predicted model, not a curated record
GGCCGCGUGACGGGGGAAGGGAGGGAGGGGAAAAAAAAAAAGAAGCGACGUCGGCCCUCCGAGGUGCUGAGAGCGGCCAGGCCGUUGCGCAAGUUUUUAUUCCUCUCCGCCAUCCCGGGGCCAUGUACCGGCAGGGCUUCCGCCCCCCCACCCCUCCGUACGCGGGCGGCGGGUUCCGGAGCCCUCCCUCCGCCGGCGGCCCUAUGCCACCCUCGCCCCGGGGCUACGGGAGCCCCCACCACACGCCGCCCUACGGCCACCGGCCUGGGCCCUACGGCAGCGGCCACUCGCCCCGAGGCCACGGUUUCCACGGCGGCGGGAGGUUCGGGAGCCCGUCGCCGGGGGGCCAGACCCCGCGCAGGCCGCAGAGCGCCAGCCCCCGAUACCCGGCUCCCUACAGCGGCAAGUCCCCGGCUGGAGCUGCCCAGCACCCGCAGCAGCACAAGCGCUCGCCCGGGGGCUACCAGAGGCACUACCAGGGAUCACCCAGGACAUCUACUCCAUUUGGUACAGCGCAUGGCAGAGAGAAAAGAGUGUCUAAUGAUGUGGAAAACUAUUACAGACCUUCAAUGCUUGAGGACCCAUGGGCUGGCCUAGAGCCAGUUUCUGUUACAGACAUAAACCAACAAUACAGCAGUGAGCAAACAACAUAUACUGGUAAAAAAGGGAGGUAUUUCAGUUAACACUUUUUAAGGCCAAAUAACUCCAUCUUGUCAGGAAAACUUUGGGACAAAAUCUUUACACUUACACAAGCUGAACAGUAUCAAGACCUUAGUUAAUGCUUUUCUUUGAUCAAAUGUCCACCCUUUUAUCCAACUUUUUUUUUUUUUUAACUGCAUUGAAUAUUUUUAUGGAUGGGGAGGGAAAAGGAGUGGUAGGAUAACUUACAUUUCUGGCUACGUGGAAGUGCCUACCAGCUUUGAAGAACAAAGUGUUCUUUAAUCACCAGCGACUGAUUUGUGACUGUUAAAACAGGUUUUCAUAUAUUUACCUCUUCCAUGCCAGAUUGUUAGCAUUUUAUUGUUAACUUCUUUAGGAAAUGGUAUUUUUUUAUGUUUCAACAUUUUUAGAAUGAAAUAACUUGGAAAUACAAUAAAGUUUUGUAAAUCCUUGUUUUGUAAUGUAUAAAGAUUAUUUUAGGACUUUUGUUAAGGUGUACUUAUUAAGAGAAAUAGUACUAGUGAAAUUAGGUGACUUCUGUAAAUGUGUUUGUAUGCUGUAGUUAACCUCUGAUUUUUGUGUACAGUAUUUUUUGUUAAUUCUAGUGUAAAACAAGUGAAACAUGACUUUAAGCCAUCUCAGGAAACAAAUGUAUUGUCUUGGAAAGUUUAAUUUGUUAAACCAGCUCUUGAAUCGUAAGCAUAAUUCUGUAAUUAUUGACUUUUGUAUUUUAAAAAAUUCAUAUUUGGAACAGAAUUAGACAUUUCUUGAUCGGAGUAAACAAGUCUGUUUAGCAACAAUUUAAGUUUAACCAACACAUAGAACAUCAGAUUUAAAUAAAUGCAACUGUACUUUCUGGAUCUAACUUUUAGAAUAGCAUAGAAUGAAUCAAACUUUGUUAAACAGUUGAUGUUGGUACAUACAUAGCAUCUUACUUUUAUUGAUUUGUAUCAAGAGUUUUCAAUUUUGCUUUUAGUUUUUACCUGUGAGUAACAUCUUUGCCUGGAGGAGUCUUGUUUUGUGUAUAUGUGUACGCACGAGCAUGCUGUUUUUUUCAUACUGAAGAGGAAAACAACAGGUUUUUCUUUUAGGGCUUAUCUAUAUACAUGUGAGAUCCAUUCUUACACCCACUAGUGGACACUUUAAUCUAGAAUAAAUUAGAAAUAGUUCCAACUGUAGGCAUAGUCUUAAUAUGCUGUGUUAAGCCUGCAGUGGAUACCUACUUUUUUCUGAAAGUACCGGUAUUUUUUGAUCUUAGAUUUUGCACAGGAGAUCAAGGGUGAAAGCUUACUUAAAAAAAAAAAAUCCUAAAAACAUUAAUUCAGUUUUCAAACAUACGUGUUUUCUCUUCAGCUUGUUCUGCGUUUCACAGAAAAAAUAUCUUUUGUGGUCCUAAACUAUGGUUAGAUAGAAAAGCACAGGGAAUCAUAUUCAACUGUUUUUAGUAACUUGUCUUUUGCUGAGAUACACUAGCCCUGUACUUAUUCCAAGUCUGUUUCAGGAUAAAUGUAUUAGCUUAAUACUGCCUUCAGGAACAACUUUAAACUGAAAGGAGGAAUAACUUGCUGAAGUUUGCUAGCUGAGUCUCUUGUACUUUUAUGACCGUAAUCUAAAGUUUGUCACUCAUGUCAUCCCUCAGUUGACUUUGUUUUAAUACUAUAUACAAGCUAUCUGCUCAGAGAAGUGAAACAUAAAUGACUUCAUAUUUUCAAGCUUUUUGGUACUACCUGCUUGAUAUCAAGAAUGCUUAAAUCUUCAUCCCAGAACGAAAACUGGCAGCUAUCAGUAUUGCUAUUUAUCUCUAGCACAUACCAGCAAAACUGAGAUAACUUGACAGCAAAUCGUAGAUAGUCUAGAACUGAUAAAGCAAUUAAACAUGUCAUCAAGAAAAGUGAAGUAUGAAGUCCCCCCUCCCCCCUUUUUCUUUUUUAACUUGGCAGGUGCUGUAAAGCUCACAAAAAGUUACAGGGUGCUUGGCUGAGUCAUCUCUUUGUUACUGUUUCUUUUGUAAUUUAAUGCAGUUUACUUUUUUCGUUUGGUGAUCUUGGGGAAACAGAUCUAUUGGUAUCUGCAGUUAUUUAAGAGACUAAAGCUAUAACAUGUUCCCAGUUAGACAUGAGAAGAAACUGGGUUUGGAAAGGAGAAAGGAAAAAAGAAAAGGAUUCAUGACAGAAGAGAGACUGUUAGAGGUGGGACUGCUUAUGCAAUAGCCAAUAUCAGCUGCCCUUGCACAGUGCAAAGAUGCAUUUUUCCACUUUGGCUUUCCAGUUGACCCAGGGAUCAAAGCCAACCACCUCUGGUAAUAACUGAUAACUCCUGGAACCGGGUGUCAAACAUCAACGAUGGUAAAUGUUCCAGAAAGAAUUGAGGAAAUAAUCUUGAAGCACUGUUUAAUCAAUGCAGGCCUUCCACAAUGCCAUCUGUUAAGUUGCUGCUCCUGGGUCAUAUCCUGAAGUGCACAACACUUAUAAGUACAUCAUACUGCUAAAGACUCCAAUAAUUUGGUCAAGAAUCAGCAAGAAAUUAAAAUAUAGAUGUAAUAAGCUUACUAAACUCACCAUAACGCACCAAAAACUUAAAAAUAAUUCAUCUUUUUUACUUCUAGGAGAAAUUCUACAAUUGCAGUAAGCUGGUCAAAAUUUCAAAAAUGUCAUUGUUGAAUAGCUGUAAAAUGCAUGAACACAUGUUCAUAACUAUAAAUAUAAUGUACUUAAAGCCAA